Molecule: messenger RNA, 3172 nt
Organism: Drosophila sulfurigaster albostrigata
Lineage: Eukaryota; Metazoa; Arthropoda; Insecta; Diptera; Drosophilidae
Exons: 3
Coding region: 474-2840 (788 amino acids)
Biological process (GO): regulation of DNA-templated transcription
Molecular function (GO): DNA-binding transcription factor activity, RNA polymerase II-specific; RNA polymerase II cis-regulatory region sequence-specific DNA binding
Source: RefSeq, a predicted model, not a curated record
UUGUUAUUCAUAAUAACAUUUAAUUAAUAUAUUAAAGUCUACGCAGUAUUUACAAAAUGAACAAAUUCGUAUUAUUGUGACAGUGUGUGGUGAUGUGAAGCUUACCAGUCCCAAUUGAAGAAUGAGGCAAAGCAAAGAAGUCUCUAUUUAAAUAUUUGUUGAAAUUCAUUUUGUUGUCUGUUUGGUGCGCUACACACAUACGCUCAUACGUAUGUAUGUAUGUACACAUUUGUAUUUAUAUCAUCAAGGAAGGCACCGAUAGCCCGAUACUACGAUAUCGAUAAGCAAACGUAGCUUAGCACGCAUCUCUAAACGAAACUAAUUCGGCGACAAUUUUUUUUUGUUAAUUGGGGAGAGGAAAAAUAUCACCUAAAAUUCAAUCAGUGCAGUGAGUUCCCAAGAUAAUCAGUGUGCCAAGCUAACAUAUUGCCAACAGAGAUUUCUAGCAAAAGUGGGAGCGUGGUGGGAGCACAAUGAGUGUGUUGGCAUAUCCACGUACAAAUGAUGAGGAGAUUUUUCGACAGUGCACAAAGGAUUGUGGCGUUGUGACGGCCACGGAGGACUUUCAGUAUUUCGCCUUGCGCUGCAUUUUCUGCAGUGAGAAGUUUCUCUACUUCGAUGCAUUCAUCGGUCACAUGCAAACUGUGCAUCUCGAAGAUGCAGCCCAUCGCAGCAACAGCAGUUCUGGCUACAGACUGGGCCUGGGGUUGGGAUUGGGCUUGGGCCAACCUAUGUCCAUAGGCCUAGACGAUGCUGAUGGUGAUGGCGACGACGAUGAUGACGGCAGCGGCUUAGGAGGGCGACAUGGUUAUGGCAACGGAAGCAGCUUAUUGCAACAGUUUGAUGAGAUUGAAGACUUGACCGAUGCGGACACUGCGCUGCUUGAGCCACAAAUGGUCAUCAAACAGGAGCUGCAAGAGCUAGACAGCAGCGACAAUGAUAACGACCACGAUAAUGACAACGAGAACGAUGAUGAUGCCGUAAAUGACGACAAUCUACUGCCCGCCGAUGACACUGAUAAUGUGGACGACGACAGCGAAGCAAUUCUGCCCGAGAGUGAUCUCUCAAGAGCCAACAUCAGAUCCCGCAUGAAAUUGGCUGGACCACCGCCAUACCUGGGACGGCACGGCAGUGGCUCUAAUGUGGUCGAUGUGAAGAACGAGCCGCUGACAGCCGACGGCGAUGAUUCGAUGGAUGAAUAUGAUCAUAACUAUUUGAAUGACAAUUCAAAUGAGUAUCCUGACUACAAUCCCAGCAGCUAUAAUGCAGGACAUGGUAACAACAGUGCAGCUGGUGGCGAAUCUGAUUUUCUCAGCUAUGAUGAAAUGGUGGAGGAAUCUCUGUUAGGCCGCGAUCGGGAGCUGACCAUGCACAUCAAGGAUCGCAAGAUGAUACAAUUCCUGAUACACUCUUACAAGCGCAAUCCCUUUCUGUGGGAUCACAGUCAUGCCCAGUUUCGGGAUCGCGUGAAACGCGCUCGCUUCCUCGACUGGAUUGUGCUCGAGUUUAAGAAUCGCUUUAACAUCUCACUGGCCAAGGAUGCGAUCACAAGGAAAUGGGACAAUCUGCGCACUGUUUACAAGCGCGAAUGCAAUCGCAUGGCUCUCGAGAAGACGAACAUCAGCACUCUCUGGUAUUUCAAGGAGUUGCAUUUUCUUAACGAACUUUACAGUUACAACUCGAAAAUGUCCGACGCCGUUGUCAAGGAAACCUCAUACAGACGACGCUUUUCGGCCAUAUGGAACGAUACCUCCACCGCCAAACUGCUCGUUAUGGUUAAGCGCUAUCAGUGCUUCUACAAUCGCUUCGAUCCCGACUAUCGUAGCAAGGAGCGACGUGGCGAGGGGCUGCAACAAAUGGCCAUGGAAUUGCAGCAGCUCAUUGAUGUAACCACCAUACAAAUCUCGAAACGUAUCUCUCAGUUGCGCUUUGAUUACUCCAAACAGAAGAUGGAACGUUUGAAUGCCGAGCGCAUGGGUCGAAAAUUUAUACCGAAUUACAUUUACUACGAUCAAAUGCACUUCAUGGACGAUGACAUUCCGCCAUUCAAGUGCGAACAUUGCGGCGAAAUAGUGCAAACGUUGCGGGAACUUGAUCUGCAUAUGCUCAGCCAUCAGCCAAGUCUGGGCGGCAGUUACUAUUGCAAUGUGUGCAACAUUCAGUUCAACACUGGCGAAGAGUUUGAGAACCACAAGCAACUACAUUUGGGCGCGGGCAACGAAGUCAAAUAUAAUUGCGAGUUGUGCACGGCCAGUUUUCGCGAGAAGUCCAAUUACGAUGAGCAUUUGAGACGGCACAACGAUGAGCUAUUCCUGCCCACAUUGGCACUGAAUCACAGUAUACUCGAUAGCGGCAGCGGCGAUACAGAUGCUGCUGGCGGCGGAGCUACUGAUGUUUCCCUGGUGGGCGACGACGACGAACUAUUCGUCGGGGAUGGAUCGAAGCCAUUUCCCUGCGAGGUUUGUCAUCGCACGUUUGCAUCGCCGGGACACUUAAAUGCGCAUCGGGUGGUGCAUCAGGAUGAGCGAGAGCGAUGCUACAAAUGCGAUUAUCCGCAGUGUAGUAAAUCGUUUGUCUCGCGUCACAGUCUCUUCGAUCACUUGAAGCAACACUACAGCAACGAGGAGUUCAAGUGCGACAUUUGCGGCAAGAGCUUCAAGUCCACCAAGAAUCUACAGAAUCACAAACAGAUACACGACAAGGUCAAGCGCUACGUUUGCCAAAUAUGCGGCUCGGCAUUCGCCCAAGCCGCUGGCCUCUACCUGCACAAGCGUCGUCACAAUCGUCCCAAUGGCAGCACCGGCGCCGUCGGUGGUCGCUCCAGUCGCACCACACUGUGAGCCAGCCACCCGCUGAUAUAUAGUAAAGAAGAUCAAUCAACAGAUCUAAGUUAUUGCAGCUAUGCAUUUCCCCCACCCCUAAGAAAUGAAUGACACAUCCACAAGCUAUGUUUAUAUUUUUUUUGUAACGAUUAUUAUAAGUUGUAUUUGAGUUGUAUACAUUUAACACAGCUGUACUUAAGCUUCUACGUAUUUUACAAUCAAACUAAAAUUGUCCGUAACUAAGCCAAGAACUUUAAUAUGUAGAUAUAAACAUUACACAUACGCACUAUAUUUACUGAUUAUUGUAUUCGUGAAUGCAAUAUAUGUAAAAACAAAAAGAAAAGAAAAGA